AUGCCACCCAUUCCAAUCUACGCCGAUGCGCCCAUCUCGGCAGCCGCCAAAGCAGACGGUCCAACUCCUCAGACAGCACCCCUCCAACCCGGACAACCGACCUGCCAGCGACUACGACUUCUACAACCAACAAUAGCUACCCAGCUGCCCAACCCGGCGCCGCAGCUGGUCCCGCACCCACCGGCAGCGUGUCGAGACCGCCUCCACCACCUACCAGCACCAUCUCUACGAGUCUCCAGCAUGAUGGCCCACCACCCCCCAGCCCGGAGCUGUACCCAUGCCCCCUCGCCGUCCACUCGCUCCAAUGCCUACGACCCCACAAGUCCAGCCGCUCCCAGAGCACAACCCAUGCCACACCAACUCAACAUCCCACCACCCACGACGAGCGGCCUGCCCACCCACACUACAGCAGCAGCUAGCCCAACCUCGCCGACCCGCCGCCCAGUAACAUUGCCAAUGGGCCCCGUGUCUCCCACAAUGCACAGCCGACCUCAGAGCAUCUCCACACACCCACCGGGCUACCAGCAAAACCCCUACGCUGCCGAAAUGACCUCUGCCCAGCGCGCCAGCCUCGAGGCCGCCGAAGCAGCAGAAAGAGGCCGCAAGUCCGGUCGCAACAGCAUCAGCGAAUGGAUCACUGGCGAAGACGACGGCUUUGGCCGUCCGACCACUGGCACUGCAAAGGCAUGGUUUAAGGGCGUUGCUUCUCAGGUCGGCGACAUGGCUACCAAGGCCAAUGAGUUUGCGAGCAAGAAGCUCGGAUAG
This is a messenger RNA of Aureobasidium vineae, 765 nucleotides long. NCBI's taxonomy places the organism in Eukaryota, Fungi, Ascomycota, Dothideomycetes, Dothideales, Saccotheciaceae. The record is from the annotation of a GenBank genome assembly.